Molecule: messenger RNA, 1399 nt
Organism: Phoenix dactylifera (date palm)
Lineage: Eukaryota; Viridiplantae; Streptophyta; Magnoliopsida; Arecales; Arecaceae
Biological process (GO): protein ubiquitination
Cellular component (GO): membrane
Molecular function (GO): ubiquitin-protein transferase activity; zinc ion binding
Source: RefSeq, a predicted model, not a curated record
CUCGGAGGCUCCGAGCCUCGGACGAACGUUACCCGAGCUUAGAUAAAACGGAGUUCUCCUUUCUCCCUUUCUCACGAACAGAGAGAGAAGACGAAGACGCGAGUUUGGGACUUAUAUUCCAAGGAAGGUGAAUAUUAGGUUAUUGAUACCUAGGUUGGUGAUUUCGAGCUUCAAAAAGGAAUCUCUGUGGCGAAGCAAUAGAAAAGAGGGAAUUUUAUUGUGAAUUUUGCUGAGCUUGUAUAACACAAGGUUUAUUUUGGUAAUGGGGGGCCAUCUUGUGUUGAAUGUUGACCGUCUCGUAACGUCACAACCCACUGAAACAAAAGAAGAAAAGGAGGGUUCGAGUUCCUCAGAAGAAGCUGCACAUGGUCCCUCCGAUCCUUCGCCUUUGCCGGUUGGUUCUAACAAGGGUAAGGAGGAGGAACGUAUAGAUGACGAUGAGGAGGAGCCUCUAAUUCAGAUGGUGGAGUGUCGUAUUUGCCAGGAGGAGGAUCACAUUAAAAAUCUAGAGACCCCUUGUGCAUGUAGUGGCAGUCUGAAGUAUGCUCAUAGGGCAUGUGUGCAGCGCUGGUGCAAUGAGAAAGGAGAUAUAACCUGUGAGAUCUGCCAUGAGCAAUACAAGCCUGGGUACACUGCACCUCCUCAAGUCCACCCUGAUGAGACCACUAUUGACAUCAGUGGAGAUUGGAACAUCACUGGUGCCCCGUUGGAUCUGCAUGACCAUCGGAUCCUUGCGAUGGCAACGGCGCAGCGCCACUUCCUUGAAGCUGAGUAUGAUGACUAUGCUGAUACAAAUGCUAGUGGUGCUGCAUUUUGUCGCUCCGCUGCUCUAAUUUUGAUGGCUCUUCUGCUGUUGAGGCAUGCACUGACCAUUACCAAUGGUGAUGAAGAUGAUGAUGCUUCCACAAUUUUUUCGCUUUUUCUACUGCGGGCUGCUGCAUUUCUAUUACCAUGUUACAUCAUGGCUUGGGCCAUAAGUAUCUUGCAGCGUAGAAGGCAAAGACAGGAAGCAGCUGCCUUAGCAGCAACUGAGGUGGCAUUCAUACUGCAGUCAGGGCAAGCGAGGGGUCUGCAGUUCACCAUUUCACCUGACUCGCCCACCACUCCCCAACAGGAGCCACACCAAUAGGGGGGGUUGCCAACUUUCCUUGCUAUACAAAGCUGGGAUAAAGCUUUGAGACCGGUUUCAGCGGCAGUGAAUUGUCAUCCCCAGUGUACUGAAAAGAAACGAAUACCUUUUUCCUCUGUUAUUUAUGAUUCUGAAAUUUCUCUUCUUAGAUUCCGUAUGCUUUAAAAAAAAUUGUGUAAAUAUAUUUCAAAUAUGAUGAGUUUGUUUUCAGAUUUCAGAUGUUAAUAAAGAGAAAAAAAAAAGAGGCAAAAAAGCAUGUGUAUUGUCUUA